AAAGAGACACGCGCCACAGAUGAAUCGGAAUGAGAAAGAGCAUGCCGAUCGAUCAGAAAUCAGAUGAUACAGACGAUAAAGCCGCUUUUGCAUUGGAGCCCAGCCGUAGCCAUACAACCCUAGAACACCACCAGCACCAACACGCUUCGAUUCACACAGCAGCAGCAGCAGCAGGACAGCGAGUAGUGAGCUAGCUCGAUCGCCGCGAUGCGGGCGGGGGGAUACACGGUUCACCAGUCGCUCACCGCCGAGGCGGCCGCGGUGCUCAAGCUCUCGCUUGGCCUGGCGCGCCGCCGCGGCCACGCUCAGGUCACGCCGCUGCACGUCGCCUACACGAUGCUCGGCGGCGCCUCGUCGUCGUCCCCGGCGCCGCUCUUCGCCACAGGCGCCUCCACGCCGGCGUACGGCCUCUGGCGCGCCUGCGCCAGAAUCCACACGGGAGGCGGCGGUGCCCGCGGCGCGCCGCCGUACCUCUCCCAUCCGGCUCAGUGCCGGGCGCUGGAGCUCUGCUUCAACGUCGCCCUCAACCGGCUCCCCACGGCCAAUGCCGUGGCGGGUUCGCCACUCUCGUCGCCUUCCUCGUCCUCGGCGUCGUCCACGCCCUUCGCCGCGUCCAUUUUCCACCAGCCCAGCCCGACGCUGUCCAACGCGCUCGUCGCCGCGCUCAAGCGCGCGCAAGCCAACCAGCGCCGUGGCUGCGUCGAGCUGCAGACCCAGCCGCCGUCCACCUCCCCGCAGCAGCAGCAGCAGCCUAUGCUCAUGAUCAAGGUCGAGCUGGACCAGCUCAUCAUCUCCAUCCUCGACGACCCCAGCGUGAGCCGAGUGAUGAAGGAGGCCGGCUUCUCCAGCGCCGCCGUCAAGACCAACCUCGAGGAGGAGACCGCCGCCAUGAUGCUCGGCCCCGGCCACCACCGCAGCACCUCGACACCAUCAUCCUCCCUCGAGCCGUGUGGCUACGGCGGCGGCGCGUCGUGGCCGGCGCCGUUCUCAAACUACCGGCCCGACGUCGAGCUCGAGUCUCCAUGCAAGGAGGAGGACGUGAGGGCGAUCCUGCAAGUGAUGUCGCGGGCGCACGGGAGAAGAACCAACCCCGUGGUCGUCGGCGACUCGGUGUCCGUCGCUGAGGCAUUGGUCGCCGCGCUGGUGAGCCGCCUGGAAGGAGGAGGCGACAUCCCCGACGAGCUCCGCGGCGCGCGCGUCCUCCGGCUCCACCUCUCCCACGCCCACGUCCGGCUCAUGGCCGAGGCCGACGUGGACACGUGCGUGGCGGACCUGCGCCGCCGCGCCGUUGCCGCCAUGGCCGCAGCCGGAGGCCUGGUCAUCGACGUCGGCGACAUGCGCUGGGCCGUCGACGGCGGCGACGACGACGAGGCCCGCGCCGUGGCGACGUCCGGUGGCUUCAGCCCCGCAGCGCACCUGGCCGCCGAGCUGGUGCGCCUGGUGGGCGAGCUCCGCGCCGCGUCACGCGGCGGGCGCGCCUGCUGGCUGGUGGCGGCCGCAAGCUACGGGACCUACAUGCGGUGCCAGCAGCGGUCGUCCCUGGAGGCGACGUGGGCGCUGCAGCCGGUGGCCGUCGCCGGCGGCGCCGGAGCCGGCCUCAGCCUGGCGCUCGGCCCACGCGCCGCAACAAGCAGCCAAACGGACGGCAAGGCUGCCCAACUUGCUAAGUUUCCACUGCUGGAUUACUCACCCGGAGAAGAGGAUGGCGCGCCGGUCCUGUGCGACAAAUGUGCCAGGAGCUACGAGACUGAAGCAUCAGCUGCGAGAGCAAAGGCAGAAGGUACCAAACUUGCGCUGACCUUCGUCCCUGGCUGGCCGCAGGCAGACGAGCCGCAAACGUCGCACAAGGAUGAUCUGAUGUAUCUGAAGAGGAAAUGGAGCAGAUUGUGCCGGAGGGUUCACUCGCAGUGCAGGCAGGCGACUCGCCCGCCCAAUGCAACCACCUGUUCCCGCGAUCUGGGCCUCUGCUUAAGCUUUGAGACGAAGGAGAUCAAGCACAAGGAUGUGAAGACCACGCUCAAAUUGUUCCCUCCUGGCUCCGCUGAUCCGUCGAACGAGGUCCACUGUCACAGGAGUGAGGACACGGACGCAAAGCAAGCAACAACACAAGAAUCGGAGCCGAUGGUUGAUUCCAGGGACAUGAAGAAUGCUUUGCAGCUGUGGAUCGAUGAGUUGCCGUUCGGCGAUCUCAAGAGGAAGGCCGGCAAUGUUCAGUUGCCGAGGGAAUCCAAGCGCUGGAGGGGCGGUUGCAGCCUUGAUCUGAACCUAAGUGCUGACGACGAGGAAAAUCAGGACGGUGACUAUACCAGCAGUGAAGAAGAUGAGCUCGUUCCAAGCGACUUGACAAAUGACGGCGAAGGCAGCGGUGAUGUGUCUGACAGCCUGGGCAGCCAUUGUUAGGCUGUGGGCUUGGAUCGCCGAGCGAUGGCUCCCUCCGAUCCAUAGUGGUAGGGACGCCGGAGACGGAGGCAGCUCCUGGACAAGAGGAGGUGGUCGUUGCCUCUCUUGCAACGUUCAAACUUUAGAAUUGGCGGGAGGGAAGGUGGGGAUGAAGCAGGAUGGUGGUGCUACCAGUCUGGAAUUGUGGGCUGCUCGGCGUCUAUGCACCAACGGAGCCCACCCAGGCACCCACCAUGUGGGCUGCGCUUGGCUCUCAAUUUUUGUCUGUUGCGGUAUCUUUGUAAAAUUGGCGUAGACUAAAUACAGGUAUUUGGCAUCUAGUAGUUGUUAGUACUUCUAUUUCCAGCGAACAAGUAUACUUGUUCUAUCCAUCAAUUUUUGGGGGGUUUUGGCGUUCAUGCCCCUGUUUUGAUGGGUAAUA
Molecule: messenger RNA, 2821 nt
Organism: Panicum virgatum (switchgrass)
Lineage: Eukaryota; Viridiplantae; Streptophyta; Magnoliopsida; Poales; Poaceae
Product: protein SMAX1-LIKE 5-like
Exons: 4
Coding region: 208-2400 (730 amino acids)
Source: RefSeq, a predicted model, not a curated record